CACAGCCCAUCUGCUUUACCUUAUGAAUGACAUCAUAAUCCUAUUGCUAGUGCUGCAAUAUUCUAACAGUCAUUUUCCUGAGCUACAGAGGCACCCAUAGAGCAGGUAGGAAGUAUGAAUUUGAAGUCUCCAGAUCAACUACUCAGCUUCUACACAUAUCACACCAUGUUGGGAAAUGUUGCCUUAUUCAUUUAACACAACAAGAGUUUGUUUUGUGGUUAACAAAAAAAGCUCUGAGUAGGUGUUUAGUAUAUAAACUUAUUGGCUAACAUUCAGCCUGAUCCUAGUCAUGUUUACUCAAAAGCUAGGCUCUACUGAGCUCAAUAUAUUCACAACUUACUCCCAAAUGAGUAAAUUAGUUUUGCAGCGUAUAUGAUACAACUUUCUAAGCAAAAGGGUGUCGUCAUUUUUAGGACCAUUUCUGCAUUAUACACCAUUUAUCAGGGUAGGCUGAAGGUAGGCCAUGAUCUACUGGAUAAUUUUUAUAGAGAAUGUUAGUCCUUCACUUCAUCCAACAUAAUAGAUAUUAUGUUCUUAAUAAUACACAUCAAGAUCACUUAAUACAGCAACAUCUUAAUUGGUAAGAUCCCAGAAUGCACUCUUGCUUUGCAUAAUACAUUUUACAGACGCAGAUGAAUUAUAAAAUUCAAUUAAAAAAAAAGUCAGUCAAGCACUAUCCUAGAAAACCACACUGUGCAGUUUAGGUGGGACUCCCACAAGGAAAAAGAAUGGUAAAUGGGGAAAAAAAUCAUGUUGGAGGUAGAGAAGGAAUUAUUUUUGAGGAUCAUAUGGUGGUAAGGCAGGAUAUGAUUUAUUUAAUUGGCAUAUCUACAAAUAUCCAUUCAAAGACAUGCAAAAGGGUUUUUAGAGUUGGAAUUCUUACUAAUUCUGGACAAAAAAGCACCACGUGUAUGAUGCAGGAGGUAGGUUUUAAACCAACAUUUAUUGAAGAUUUCCAAAUAUAUGGUUUAUAUGAUGUCUACUAAAUCAUAAGCGCCUUGCUGGAUCAAAGCAAAGGCAAAUCCAGCCCAGCAUUCUGUUUUCCAGUGGCUAGCCAUAUGUCUAAAAGGAGCCAACAGGCAAUUGGUAUUGCUGGAGAAUCAUUGCUGAAUUGUAUGCACCUCAAUAGCUCAUAGGCCCUAUUAUGUUCAAUAGGACUUAUAUGUAAACAUGUAUUGGACUACCAAUCCUAAAUGGAGGGUGGAGUGGAGAGGGAAUGCAUUGAUGGACAAUCUGCCACUUCUAAAGUCUACCAACUUGUACAGGCCGGGCAAGUGAAGGGAGAAUCUGGAAUUUUACUUCUUAUUCUCUGGCAGUUAAACAACCUGUGGAGCUUUCUGUGGCCAUAGCUAUGGUCUGCAGCUUAGACACCUUGCUCACCAGAGGAAAGGCACCUCAUCCUAACUCCCUUCAGCCAGCAUAUCUAGGGGUUAGGGUUGCUCUUAGCCUCAGCUGCUUGACUGCAUAAGUAAAGAAUGGGGAUAUAUUUCAAAUUCUCACCUCUUUCCCUUUGACAGUGUUAUUUUCUGUCCAUUCUACAGAUACCACCAUUUUUUCCAGACUCACUGCCUUGAUUGUGGCACCAUGGACUGCACCUGAAUAGGGGGGGAAAUCAUUUCAAAAAAGGCUAGUUUCCUCAAAUCAGAGAACCACAGAGGAACUAGAUGCAUUGAAAUAUCAACUAAUCCGAAACAUGCAAUGUGAAACUUGUCACAAAAGUACAAACACGUCUGUGAGCUUCCACUCUAAGCAGAAAAGUAUUAAUGGAGUACCAUCGGUAACGAUUUGCUGCCCUCUUUUGAGAGACAGUUCUGGGUAAUAUAAUUUUUUUGCAGUAAUUCUUUCUCUUCCCCCUGGGUCACUUCCUUGACAGUCUUAAUAAGUUUGCUUAUGCUUAACACCAACUUGGACAAAACCAUUUUCUACAUACUAACAUGGCCUACGAUGUAGGAAUGAUAUAAUGAUAUAUCACAAUGUCUGAAAUAAGGAUAUAUCACAGUCUGAAAUAAGGAUGGAGCUAUGUAGAGGCAUUGACUGGCUUCACAGUUCUUCCCGCAUCAUGAUUUUUGCAUAAUGCACACACAGACACAUCAUGAUUCGCAAUAUAUUGCCAGGUGAAAAAUUUUGAAACAUAUAUCACAAUAUGAACAUCAAACUAGUUUUAGAUGAUGUAUCAAUAUAUGGCCCAGCCCUACUACUAUUCCUAGAGAAGCUCAGUAGUUUUUUGGCACCCCCCUCCCCCAAAACACAGUUAGUUAUACCUCUGCUAGCUAUUGUUGAUAGUUUCCAGGUAGUACCAUUACCAACAGAAUAUGCCUUCUUAUAUCCAAAGGUCAAAAUUUAUUUUAGAAAAGUGUCUGCAGAAGAGGCGCGGAAUCCCCAGCCAAGGGGGGCAUAGGUGAUUCUCCUAGCUUCUCUAACCAGCCCUUGGGACUCUCCCCAGGCUCUGUUUGGUACCCACUUUGAGUGCUUUUGUCUGGCUGGAAUGUAUCCUUGAAAGUGAUACUCUUGCACAAAUCUUUCAAUCCAGAAAAGCAUGUGUGGAUAGACAAACCUCUAGCUUUUGCGUGGCUGGAAUAUAGCCUGCUGUACAAAGGGUUCCAAAUUCUUAUCUGUCCACUUUUGCCUCUGGCCAAGGUUUGCACCUCCACCCCCAAAAAACAAGCAAAUCAAUAAAAAUACUUAGCUAACCAAAGUUCUGCCCCCCCAGAAAGUCUGUCCCCCUAACAUAAACCAUGGCUAUCCCCAUGCCUCUGGCCCCUGUAAAUUUGCCCAGAAAGGAAUGUGGCCCUCAAAUGGAAAAAUUGUAUGUAAAAAGUUGUUUGAAAAAGUCAUUAAACCAUUUCGUAAAACUAAUUGUUCACUAUAAACUGAGGCAAAGUGAUCCUGUGAAUAGCUGCAUUAGCAGCUUGUUAGCUUAUAUGCACAAUUCAGAGUUAUGUUAUUCACCUAUAAAGCCCUUAACAGCCUGGAACUCAAAUUACUAACGGAAACGCCUCAUCUUAUUAGCAUUGGAGUGUCGAGGAGGGAAAGAAUUUCACCAGAUUUGUAUUCAGCUACGCAACGUCUGAGGCAGCUCUACUGCAUGAGGGAACCUUGUGUUAAACAAGACUGUGGAUGGUCAGUGCCAGGAUGGGAGACCACCGGGAAACAGCGUGUAACGCCCUCUUGGCUUCCAUGACAGAAGAAGGGUGGGAGAUAAGUACUGGAUAAAGAAAUGAAAACGAAGCAGGGGCUUCUCUAUCUGGCUAUAUGCUGGGUCCCUUCCUAUCAGUAAGUUCCAUUGCACGCCAGAAGGAAGGCGAGGAUAACUGCAGCGCAUGCGCAUUAAUUCUACAAAACCCCAGAAGAGGCUGAAAACUUUGGCUACGGCAAGAGGAAAAAGACACACCUAAACAGAUCGCGAUUUUUGUCAGGCUCUGGUCCUUUACUUACCAUUACUACGCUGAAUAUUAAUCACUAACCCGGGCUGAAGGCAUCUAUAAACGCUUGCGUCCAUAGUACUGGAAAAGUCUGGUUCUCUAGCGUCAGCAAAAAAAAGGAGCACCUCUCACUUCACAGACCGGUAUCGAAAAGAAGCAGCGAAGCAACUGCCGCCGUUUUGAACGGGGCGCGCCGCAAAGCCUGCCGGGAAGCUACGUCUGUCAGGUGACGUAAAUGCCUACAAAAAAACUACAUCUACCAGCACGACUUGCGGCGUCCGCCCCCUAAUUCUUUCCCCAUGUUUUCUGGAGAUUUACACUUCCGAAAAUGACGUGCAAGCCAAAGUUAAUGACAUGGAGCCUACCCGGAGGAGCGUUCUAAGGGGGAAAUGGCCUCUCUUGUGAUGGAGAAGCAGCUAUAUAGGUAGACGAAUGACGGGGUCUUUUAGUGCAGAUUAAUUGGUAUCUCGUAAUUUUUAACUUUUCCGUUUUCAACCUUUUUUGCGUUUUUCCCGAUUCAUUUAUUUUUGCCUUUUGGUAUACAACUUUUCCUUUUUUGAAUCUAUGGGAAUCUCGUGACGAUUGCCAAAAUUCAAUAUUAUGCACAUAUCGUAUUCAUGGCAUUUUAUCCCGCUCUUCCUUCAAGCUCAGGCACCCCGCCACCCGUUUUUAUUCCCUUUACACCCUUAUAAGAUGGGCUGCCUGAGAGACACAAGCCCAAUGUCACCGAGGGAGUUUUGUGGCGGAGGGGGCAUUUGCACAGGGUUCCCCAAGUCCGAUGGGCUAGCGAUCAGAACGCUACAUUUCCGACAGUCCUUCAUUCAUUGAUAUACAGUAAAUCGUAAUUACCGGUAACUUCAAAAUAAGCAGACUUUUUAAAUUCUUACUUCCGCCUAAACACCUAUAAAACUGCGCUAUGGGUCGGCAUUAAAAGAAACGAACAGCAUCAUACUUUUAACAACACUGUUUUAUGCCUGUUAAUUUUUGUGAAGUUGGUAAGCAUUCAAAUCUAUUUUUAACAGCAAAAAAAGUAGCCCCACCGAAGCGGGGCCUCAAAAAAUUAGUUGUAAACUCAUAACUGUUCCUCUCCACGGAAAUCUUUAGUAAAAGGCGAAAGAUUUAUACGAUCUGAAGAGAAACCAGAGUAUAAACUUAAGCCCCGUGGUAGAUUUGCUGGAGUAACCACGCCUGCUUCUUAGGUGACAGCAACUCCUUUAAACCAAGGGUUAAAAUCUUGCUUUUCAACAAUGAGUUAUAUUCCGGAAUUUCUACUUGCUUUUAGAACCAGCACAUGUAAUAUUUCACAACAGAAAUAAACAGAAAAUACAGAUAAAAGAAUUAAUUCAGCGCACUGCAUUAUGGUUGUGACUAAAUGCAAAAUAAGCUCACAAACUCUUCCUGCUUUACGCCCCGCCCUCACCCAAGCCGUCAGCAGCGCCUGGAUGCCCAUAUCUGUCAGCGGCUUCCCUUUCUGCUACAGACUUGUUGGGUCUUGUUCAUAAUGGUGGUUCAAUUUUCUACAUACAGUACUUGGAAAAAUGAUACCACUGGAUAAUUACGUAGUGAGCAAUGUAACUAACACGCAGGAAGUAGCAAGGCCCCAUAAAAAUCUUCACUUGGCUAUGGCAACACACUAAGGAUUAGUUUCUUUUCAAUCUAUCAUCUCCAAGGAAGAAAAAAAAUGCCCUUUUUCAAAAAGAGGAUUUCAUACUAAAAAUAUAUAUUUGCCAACAAAAUUUCUUUUCAAAUUCUAGUCUCAAACUCAGCAAUAACAAAGUUGCCAACCCGAACCAAUGGAUUGAAGUUACAUGAAAGCAGAUUCUGACUAAACAUCAAGAAGCACUUUGACAGUAAGAGCUGUUUGACAGUGGAACAGACUCCCUGAGAAGGUUGUGGACUGUCCUUCACUGGAGGUUUUUAGCACUGGCUGGCCACCUGUCAUGGAUGCUUUAGUUGAGAUUCCUGCAUUGCAGGGGGUUGGACUAGAUAGCCCUUGGGGGUCCUUUCCAAUUCUACAAUUUCUAUGAUUCUAUGAUACCAGUACUUGGUGUCUGUUUCUGCACUUUCUUUUAGGGUUAUCACACUCCCCAUAAAUACAUUUUCCCUGUGCUGGUGGCCAUCAAUGCGUCCUGUGGGAGCAAGUUCCUUAGUUUAAAUAUGUGCUGCAUAUUUAAACUACUUUUAUCUGUUCCAAAUCUUCCAACAUUCAGCUUCAUUGGAUGUCCUUGAGUUCUAGCAUUAUGAGAGAGGAAGAAAAUCUUUAUCCUUUUUCUCCAUACCAUGCAUAAUUUUAUAAUCUUUUAUUAUGUCACCACUUACUCACCUUUUCUUUAAACUAAGAAGUCCCAAAUGCUGUGCCACCUUUCUUCCCAGGUGAGUUGCUCCAUCCCAUUUAUCAUUUAGGUUGCCACUUUCUGAACCUUUUCCAAGUCAAAGGCGCACAAAUGUGCGCAUGGAAACAGACCCAUGUAUGCACGAAUGCCGGAGUGUAGAGACAGCCUUUAUUGCCCUGCAUAUAAACAACAGAAGAAGAAGAAUGGAAUUGCUUUAAGAACAUACACUCUCCUUAACUGUCCCUCCCCUCUAGUGACUGAUGCAGGGAGGUGGCUGACACCCCAACCAGGUAUUAUAGACUCAGCUCCUUCUUGGAUUCUCAGAUUGCACUUACGAGUUUCCCAGUAACAGCUCUUACUGAUUUGGUUAAUAUUAUGUAUUGCAUUUACUUUAGGCCUUUUUAUUACUACACCUUUUCAUGUCAUAAACUUUUUUCCACUUUGUACAUAUGGUUAGGAAUGGAGUAUAUGUACAUAAACAUUUUUAUUGAAGUGCUUGUGGAUUAGGCUUGCAGUAGCACACAAUCCAGGCCAGAUAUUACACAGUGCUAUUACAGAAAGGGCCCUGUCAGAAAUAUAAAAAGCAAAUAGAGACCAGGUGCACACACAGAUCUCCUCUCCUUAACAGAUCUUAGGUAACAGCAAACAUAAACAGUAGCUACUGCCAUGGUGAUUAUUCCAAUCACUCUGGGCUACUUUGCUGCAUCAUUUUGGCUGGCUAGCACCACCUGCCAGUUUACCAGCAUAGCAACUAUAGAAACUCCAUAUGCUGUUGUAGUCCUUUCCUGCAAGGAAGAACAAGUGCCCAGUGCCUUCCAAAUAAACACCACCCUUUGUGGAACAGCAGCAGCAGUCACUCCUCAUGAUGACGGAUCUGGUGGCUUUCCACUGUGCCAACUGCGGGAUGGGGUUCCGCUCCAGGCGGCUGCUAGAAAAGCACAUGGAAAAAUUCUGCAUUGGAGAGGAGACUGCAUCUGAUGCCAGAUACCGAAACAGGCAAGCCCUCUGUAAGGGGAAAGAACCUAAGAAAGCAGAGACUCCGGACAGCAUGGUAAAGACCUGGCAAUGUUUGUUAGACUUUCCCCCAACAUUUUGGGACCUACUAGCUUGUGUGCUGGAGGGGGAAAGUUAUGUGCUGCAAUUUUGCUGACUGCAUUGGCGUAUAAGGCUUUUCCAGUCAUACCAAAAAGCCAUCAAUAUUUUAAACUUUUUCCUGUGUAUGUACACAUACAGCAGAAGGAGGAGGAAGGUGUGCCUAGAUUUUCCCCCACCCCAGUUUCGAGGUGUUUCAUGAACUGAGAGGGUUUUGAAGCCUUCUGUUUAGAUAUUUUAGCUUCCAUGAAUUUGCAUUUGAGUAACAAUAUAUUUUCCUGACACCCCCUUUCAUUUAUUGGCUUUCUUUUCUGGGUGGUGGUUUCUAUGGCACAGCAUCAUCAGCUACAAGCACCAAAAACAAAGAAGCAUCACUUGGAUGGGGAAUAUGAGGAACAAGCACGCCACUCCAGAAGCUUUGAUCAUAAAGGAAGUAUUUCAGACAGCCAGGCCUUGAAGAAACUGACUGAAGAGGUACUGCAGAAAAGAAGAGAAGAGCGCAGAUCUUUGCUCCAUCAUAGAUUCUCUGUUUACAGUACUUCCAUUCUAAACUACUUUACUUAGUAGUUAAUUCAUUCAAACACUUAGGUUAUUUCCCCUCAUCUCUGAUGCCUUUUUAUUUUUUGUCACCACAGAUGAAAAAUUGAGCUGAUGAAACAAAGGGCUCAUCAUCUGAGCACAGCACCACAAGUCUAGCUUUCAGCUUAUGCACUUCUUACAAGCAUUUCAGAAAGCUUCCUCACCCCAACAUUUCAGUUGAGCUAAGGGACAAUAAGCUGCAGUCUCCCGCUAGACGUGUUUUCAGAGCAUUUGACAAACUUACCAUUAGGCUUAGAAAGGUCAACUAGUAACAUUGGCAUGGAAAAGGUUGUAUGAAACAUUGGCCUAUAGAUUCAGAGAAUUUGGCCACUAGUGUUGAUUUUCUCGAGUUCCAUCUGAAAUUCUAUUAGCGUUGUGUUCACCAACAGUAAAAAAGAAUGGAAGAGAGCCAGCUCUUUUCUCUAUAUGAUGUGCCAACAGCAAGAUUGCCAAUGGAAAUGCAGGCCUCUUUGGACAGCUGUAAGAAAUUCAGUAGGUGAAACCUUUCCUGUCACUGAGACAGAGUGAUGGAAAAGCUUCACCUGUAUCAUUUCUGCUUAACACACAGCAGAAGACACAAUAGUCCUGCCAGAAAAUAAGCUGGCAACCUUAAAUAAAACAAUAAACAAACCCUAAUUAGCACCCAUAACUUGAAUAAGUUGUUUCAAGAUCUUUUUAAUAUUGUGUUGUAGCUGUUGUAAUCCACCUUGGAACCUUGGGGUGAAGGGUGGGUAAUAAGUUGUAGUAGUAAUUAUAAUAAUAAUCACUAAAUCACUAAAGGAAUUCUUCCCUUUCACAGUUCCACAAACUGAGGAUGUCACUGGAAGACACUCUUCCUACAUUCAGGACAUUCCAGGCAGAGGUAAAACAGUGAUUAAAGACUUCUAAAAAAAAUGUUGCAGGCUUCUAGCAAUUUUAAUUCUGGAUUGCAGUGGAGUGCUUAAAAUUGCCAGAAUUGUGUGAGGAACAACUUUACAGAAACUCAUUGCCAUGGGGAGCUCCUUCCUGUGCUGUUCCAUUUUCAGACCAGAAAGUGCAGAUCAUAGCUCAGAACAGGGGGAGCAACACUAAAAGCUCUGCUCUGAGUUAAUGUGGAGCAGACCUGAGAUCUUUGGAAUUUGCAGGAUAAACUCUCCCACUGAUCACAGUGAUCUAAGGAAUACGGUGGUCUUCCCAGUAACCUGUCCUGGUAAUAGAUUAGUAGCCAAUACAAAUCCUACAAGCAGGGUGUUAUAUGCUAGUGGUAGUUGUUCAUGAGAUAAAUAUUUGAAAUCCAUUCCAAUAUGAUAUUAUUUUUGUAAUGGCUGUGUCCUGUCUUUCCUUACAAGGAAUUUAGAGAACAGCUUUAAGCUUUACCACUGAGGAAGUAGGCUAGUCUGAUAGAGAGUGUGAUUUACCCAAAGCUGAAUGGAGAUUUGAAUCUGGGUUUCUCACAUCUAAGCCCAGCACUCUGCCACUAAAUCAUGCAGGCUUUCAGUAGAGGGCAUGCCGAGAUCACUUCUUCUGGAAUUUACAAUUAAUUCACCACAACAUACCAUUUCUCAUGGGCAUUUAGCUCUGAAGCAUUGCAUCACUGGCAUAUCAAACAUAUCAAACUUGUCAUCUUUCCUUGACUCCUAGGAUAACGACAGACACCAGCGGGAAUACUGGAAGCGCCAACAGCAAAUGGCAGAAGAACAUGAGCGCCAUUUGGCAGAUAUCCAGGCCAGAAACCAGUACCUGGAGCAGCAGAAGGAUGGUAAGAGAAUGAGAGUACCUACUAGAUUACUGCCUUCUUGCUUCAGGUAAAGGGAAUGACCUGGAGUUCAAAACAAUAAAAGAUGAGCAAACAGCCACCACUAUCCAGCAAAUGGCCAGGCCUGAUACACAAGGCUCAUGAUACCACAAGUUCUACAGAAGGGAAGGAGGCAGUUAGACCCAUCCACAAAUACUACCGACAGCUAAUUUUGUACUUGAGAGCUUUCUUGUCUACUUACGUAUAUUUGGAGGAUGCAUAGGCCAAGUCCUCAGAAACAGCAGAUGACAUGGUAAACCUGUGUCCGGACUGUUCUACUUCAGACUGUGCGUGAAGAUUUUCAUGACUGAAUUCUCCUCCAUACAAAACAACAACACAAAACCCAUUUUGCAUAUAGAAGACUAUCAUUUCAGGGAAUAUAUUUAUACCCUAGCCUUCUCCCUGAUAUGCAAGUUUUCUAUAUGUAAGAUUUUUCUUUUAUUUUCAGAGUGGGGUGGGGGGGUAGGGUAUUAAGUACCGGUAAUAAGCACACAUCUGCAAUCUUUAGUACAUAUAAAGUGCAGGUUUGCUUUCCUUAUCAGGUGUUUCUGAGAACUAGGACAAAGGAUGCAUAUUAAUUCACCAGGGAUAACGUGUUCCCAGCUGGGCAGAUCAGGGCUCUGAUACAGGAUAAUGGAGAGAAAUGAUGUAUCUAUAUUUUGCAUGGAAAUCCAAUUCAGGGAGCCUCUGGAAAUAUGUUGACUUGGUCUAGGUGUUCUAAUAAAGUGUGUCAAAUUUUCUGUUUAUCCAGAGAUCCAUAGGCGCCUGUCUGAACUGAAACUAGGGAACUCAGCUACAUCUCAUAUUGAACAGCUGCUGGUGGAGUUGACUACCCAGGAGGGAAAAAACCAACUGGCUUUGGAUGCUCUGCGGAAACAAGUGGAACUCCUGCAGGUAUCAGCAGAGACCAGGUAAGGCUCAAAGAGGGAUCAUUUCUGGGAAUGGAUGGAGUUCCAUCAAAGGCUGGAGAAGCCUAAGAUCAUUCCCUAUCUGAGGUUGGAAUAGGGGAGUCAGAAAAGGUCAAAAAGACCAUUUGGGGAGUCUAUCCAUGACUCAAGCAUUGUGGGAAGCAAGUAUUAUCACUGAUUGAAAAAAGUAAGAUGAUACUCACACACCUUAUUGGGUUUUUUUUAGAAGCAAACCCAAAUCUCCCAUCAACAGACAGACAGACAUUGCUGAGGGCAACAUAGAGAAAAAGGUCUUCAAGUCUAUGUCAUUUCCAGCAGCAGUUGGACCCCUCUCUUCAGAGAUACAGUGAGUAGGGAGGGAGCUGCAAGACUAAAUGGGACAAUAUUUUCUGUAAACAGAAUUGACUCUCAAUUUAUUAGAUCUUUCACUGUUUGUUGCCUGUGGAGCUUUCUCCUGGAUUCCUCUCUGUCCCACUUUUGGGAAGCUCUGCAGUUGCAAGUUGCUACUCUGGGUGGAUGAGAAGCAGAUACUUUUCAAUGGAUGAGAGAGGAAACAACUUUCUUCCCAGUGGGCACAGUCAGUCCCUUUUCCCCACCAUGUUGCACAUCUUCAUGAAAUACAGGUAUUUAGCAAGCCCAGCUGUAUUCAUCUUCAUGCAAGGAAAAAUAGUUCCUUUGAUUCCCCACCACCACCACCCUGAGCUAAUAAAGACUUUGAAAUGCUGUCAGAAGGAGAAAAUCUAGCAAUAGCACCAAUAAAUUGAUGAUUCAUUUGUGUUUCCCUGCAGGGCACUUUACCUGGCUUAUUUGCAGGGGGGAGGCAGUGACCAUAACAUCCUCCGUCAGAUGUAUGAGCUGCAGGUGGAGGCCACAGCCCUGGAGAAAGUAGGAGCAAGGCCUGAGCACAAGGGCAGAAAGAAGAGUGAGCUUUGUUUCCCUGUUUUCUUCUCUCCAAACUUGGAUAUUGUAGUGUUGCAUGCCACACCAAUAUCCAAGUAGUGUGUAAUUCCAGGGGUUCCAAGUGCUUACUCCACAGUGGAGACUGUGGUGUCUUUAUGAUAUAUAUAUGAUACACACACACACACACACACACACACACACACACACACACACCCUGAGCCUACAAUAGAGGAGCUCACAACAUUAUCAGCCCAAAACAGUUUUGUUUAUCCCAUAGCCACAGGCUUGAAUGCCGGCCAUCAGAAAUUAGGCAUGGUUCUCACAAGCAUUUUGCUUCUUUCCUUCUGGCUUCUAGCUUCUAGCUCACAUCACUGCAGCUUUCAACUUUGUAUUUGUCCUUCAACUCAUCUCACAAAGAACCCCUUUCCUUUGUUUACCUUAAUGGCCCAUCACACAGGUUAUCACCUCAACACAAGAAGGUAGCCUGGCUUAUAUUUUAACAUUUUCUGGAUCCAGGUUAGAUUUAGAAGGCUCUCACAUACAGCCUACUUCCUCCCCCACCCCAGCUUAUAACAGUAUCAUAGACUAGGCUGUCUCUUGGACCCUUGGGACAAUGUGGCACUCUCUAGAUGCUGUUGGGCUUCAAUUUCUAUCAGCCCCAGUCAACAUGGUCAAUGCUCAGGGAUGAUGGAAGCUAUAGUCCAACAUCUGGGUGGCAUCAUGUUGGCUGUCCCUGCCUUUAGGCCUUGAGCUCAAAAAGGCUUUACUAUUCACAGCCAAGUGAGAAUCAAUUCCACUGGACAGUAUGGUCCUCUUACAAAGCUCAUGUGCUAUCAUAAAUGUAUAUGAUUCCAAAUGGUUAUUUGCUGAUGAUGCAGAUUGAGAAACCUUAGUACAGUGGUGCCCCGCAAGACGAAUGCCUCGCAAGACGGAAAAACCGCUAGACGAAAGGGUUUUCCGUUUUGAAGUUGCUUCGCAGGACGAAUUCCCCUAUGGGCUUGCUUCGCAAGACGAAAAUAUCUUGCGAGUCUAGAGAUUUUAUUCGCUGUCACCCCCCUUUAUCUAAUCUGCUAAGCCUUUAAUAGCCUUUAAUAGCCUUUUAGCAGCUAAUCCCCUAAGCCUUUAAGCCUUUAAUAGCCGCUAAACCGCUAAUAGCGCUAAUAGCGCUAAUCCGUCAAUGGGCUUGCUUCGCAAGACGAAAAAACCGCUAGACGAAGACUCUCGCGGAACGGAUUAAUUUCGUCUUGCGAGGCACCACUGUAAAUACUUCUCGCUCUUUCACGUCUCCAAGCCAUCUUUGUUGUUGAUUGGCUCUUCUUGUCCUUGCAGAACAUGAAGGUAGCCCGAACUCCUACCCACGGGGUUUGGAUGCUGAGCUCCUGUCUGUUGAGCUGGAGAACCAGAGGCUGGAAGAUGAGAUAUUAAAGUUGAAGAUCCUGAAGGACAGAAGGAAAAUAGAAGAUGGUGGGGACCAUAGCCUACUGUAUUGAAGUUGGGCCAAAGAAGUUUAAGAUACAGUAGCAGGCAUCAAUCUCUGCAAUUCAGGGCAUUGGCAUAUAUAUCACCUAAGCAAUCACUUUGAUUUGGAGGUUUAAGUGGAAGUGCAGAGUAUUCUCUUUGGACAGUAACCAGAUCUGUUUGCUGCUGGCGAAAUUCAGCCUCCAUAGUUGUCUAUUAUGGAGAGAAAUCAUGAAAGAUGGCAGAGAUGGGCUGAGUAUUCUACUGCAGUGAGCUUGCCAACCAGAUCGUGGUUCAUUAUUCUCCUGGGCAUUUGGGUGGUGCUAAGGUCUGGUGUUUGGUUGUUUAUUUUUUAUGUUCAUCCUUAUUCAAGGUGGGAUGUGGUUAUUUUACAUUGUUGGGUUUUUUUGUGGAUGAACACUUCUAGUAUAUUUGUUUUGUUUUAAUGCAUUUUUAUUGAUAUUGUUUGUUAUCCCUGUAAAUCACUUUGGAACGCCUUUUAUGUGAAGCAGUUCCUAAACUAAAUGCACCAAAUCUCAUCUACUCAUUUGACACAUAGAUUAUACUGCCAGGAUUUCCAAGCAGGUCCUUUUUCUUUGUGAUUCUACACAUACCCCAAAUUUUCAAGACCACCCCAUCUGCAGUAUGGAGGUUGCUAAUGGCCAAAGGUGCUCCUUGAAAUGUUGGGCAGGAAGGGGGCAACAUUUCCACAACUAAAUGGCUUUGGAGAUGUAGCUGAAAUGUUCAGUAGUGCCAGUCCAGCAAAAACAAAUAAGGACAUUGAGCUGGCUUUGUUUUUACAAAGAGCCAGAUGAAUAAUAUGCAGGCUCUUGUCCCACCUCAUAAGGAUUCUUUCCCAGUAUUGGCACAAGCAAUAACUGUGUUAAUGGGCUCCCCCUGCUCAUCUUCUUUUUCAUCAGGGUCUUCAGGCACAGAGCUGGCGCAACUGCAGCGGUUACACAUGGCAGAGAUGGCUCAGCUGCAUGCAGAGAUUGGCAGCCUGAGACAUGACACAGAGAGGAUGAAGCUAAGACACCCCAAGAGGGGGUCACCACUACCCCGGCUGCCACCUCCUAUAGCUCCACCCCUGCCACCUCCUCCCCCUCUUCUUGGAUUGCCUGACCCUACCUUUCCAGCUAGUAACAUGGUUAGUGCCCCUUUAACUUGGGAAACCUCAGGCAAAAGUCAUACUGAAUAUCUGCUUUUGGAGCGGAAAUAGUAUAAAAAUACUUCUAUAGUUUUAAUAAUUCAGAGCUAUCAUCCUGUGUGGCUGGCUCUCUCCAUAUCUGUGUUCACUCCAGAAAGAUGCAUCCAGUGGUGCAUGCUCUGCUUGUUGCAAAUAUGCUGACCAUUUUGCUCAGGGGUGAAUGAUUUAUCUGAAGCUGUUGAGUUAUAUUCUUAAGAGUUUCCUUGAGGCAGCAAGCCUCAUUAUUCCCCCUAAGACUGAUGCUGGUAUUUCCUUUUUCUAUUCUUUGGUAAUGUAAAACAGCUCUCAUAUUUCUGCCUGCUAUAGGACCCCAUGAGAGCAUCUGCCACAGCUAUGAGCCAGUACUUCCUGGACCCUUCUGAUGCCCUGGGACCAGCGCCAUAUGAUCCGGCGUAUGUCAUUUCUAUUACCUGUAUUAUUCUGGGUUGAGCUAGUGGGAGGGCAGCAUAUGUUUUUUUUUCUGUCUCAUUCUUGCAUGGAGUAUUUGUAGACACUGCCAUGUAAAGUGAAGAUGUUCAUUUUUUCCAUCCUAAUACCAUUCCUAGGGAUGCAUUUUGGAAUCUAGCCUGUUGAGUCUUCUGGACUGCAGCUAGCUCAUAGAAAAUAGCUGUUGUUAAGAGUUUGGGGUGGUGGGAGAUAGGCUGUAUGCCUAAACCUUCCUAAUUCCUGGAAGUGCCUAGAACCCCUGGAAUUUCACUCAGCUUGGGGUGGCAUGCAAGCUGUGUUAAUUAUUACAUGAGUGUGACAAUUAUCAUCUCUCUGCAGGUCUGGCUUUGUGAUAUUCUAUGAUUUUCUUUUGGGCCUGGAUCCCACAUUCUAUCAAGUCUGCCUGGUCUCUGGCCUGUUCCGCAAUGGGCAAGAGCUGGGCAAGCCCACCCCACUGCCCGUUGUCUCCUCUGAUAUGGGUCAAUACCCACAGUAUGUGACUGAUGGGCAAAGAGGGUGCUGCGCCAUCUUAGCAGCUAGGCAACCAGUCCCAAGGUGAGUUUCAGUGGCUUUUGCCAUAACAUCUCAUCUCUUCUGUUCCCGGGUCAUUAUCUGGGCAGCCAUUCCCAGUUGGCAAAGUUAUUUGUUUUCAUUGUUUCAAUGUAUAUAGUGUACAGCAAGAUAAUGCUCAAGACAAAUGCAAUGAUAAGUGGUAGAAGAUUCCUUUCUAAAAAAAACAAUGCAAAGAAAACAAUCUAUCAUGAACUGCUUUUAUCCUGACCCUUUAGAAGACCCAGGGCCCUAUCAUCUUGGCAUGGGAACCACUCACUCUGGGGAUUAGUAUGAGUUUCAGAUUGCCAUAAAAUAGGCCGUUUCAGUCCAGUUUUGCACACGCCAGAUUCUUGUCUGUUCUUAUUUAGAGGUCAUAUACGUUAGUGUCAUAUAGAAGAUAGUCUUCUUUGCCAAACCCCCAUGUGAAACAUGGCUACAGUGAUUUGUAGAGAAAAAGGUAGGCUUGUAUGUAUUACCUUUGUCUGUUCUUGCUUUUCAGAGUCCUUCCUUCAACCACCAUCACCCUCAUAACUGAGCUUCAAGCAUCUGGAGGCUUUGAUGCUUAUGGACUGGAGAUCCAGAAUCUGGCCCCCAGGGGGUGGGCCAAAAUCAACAUCUUUGACCAUCUACAUCAAGUGAUGUGUGGGCGCUGGAAGAUCCCCAUCCGAGUGCUUCCUAUGAAGCCAAGCCUUACUCCAGAACAGUUGAAUGGUGUGCCCCAGGUGAGGACCUUUAGCAAGGGUCAGUGCAGAGUGCCCAGAAAAUUAUUUCCUGACCAACAUGAAGGGAGAGUGUCAUGCUCGUGCUCUCAGGAGACUCAUGGUGAACCAUUAACAUUGGCACUUAACACUGAGCUCCUACUUUCUGCAUUGUGCUGAGUGUGAUUUGAGACAGAUUCAAUCUCAGGCCUCAUUGACUGAAUAGAAACAUUCCUGGAAUGAUGGCUGUUCCUCAGAACACCUUGGCCAGAUCAAGAUAAAUUAGUCCAACAUCGUCUUCAGUUAUUUUCGUAUCUGUUUUAAUCCCAACCAGACCACACCUUGUUUUUUCCUCACAGCUGGGCAAAGCAGAGCUGUACUUGCGACUAGUGAAUGCAAGAGAUGCUGACAUGCAGUCAAUGGCAGAGAUUCAUCCAGGCAAUGCCUCCUUGUACAAAUACCCUCCUACAGUGAGUUGAACUGCAUGGCAUUAUUGUCUCUUUUGAAGUUAUUUUUAACUCUUUUUCUAGUUAGCAUUUCUUGAAGACAGAUUCUGAAAAACAGGUUCUUUGUGUCCUCAAUAUUUAUUUGCUGCAGAGAACCAGAAUGACACCAAAAAGAAAGACAAUUUGAAAUAAUAGAUAAAUGGUGAAAAAUUGGGAAACCGCAAGGAGAACAUGAGCACAAUAAUAGCCUCCCACUCCUGUUCCCCAAAAACUGGUACUUGGUGGGAUACUACCUCUGAUCCUGGAGGUUAUAGCUAUCAUAACUAGUAGUAGCCACUGAUAGCUGAACUGGAGGUUAAAGCUAUCCAGAAUCCAUGGAAGAUAAGGCUAAGAGCAAACUCAGUGAAAAUGUAUUAAUUAUAUAUUUCAAAGGAAUAAAUGAAGUAUGCUACCAUCUGACUGAAGCCUUUUAAAAUCCCAGCUAUUAACUAUUUAGCACAUUCAUAUAAAACUCCAGAUGAAUUAAUAACUAAUUCAACAAUUAAGUAGCUACUUUAAUUCCUAGCAUAAAAAAUAAUUCUAUCUGUCACUCAAUUGAAAAGUCCAAGGUUCUCAAGUAGUGUCUCAGUGAGAUGGGGUGCCACCACUGCAGUCUCUCAAACACAGUGAGGCAGCAUGGCAGAGCGGAUAGAAGCACUGGGUUGGUGGCAGCAGGAACAAACAUACACAUCUAUACCUGCCGCUACCAAUCCAGUGCUCUCCCACCCUUGCUGCUGCACUGACUUGCACAGUCCUGGGCCCAGCAAGCACAUCAUACAGCACAACUGGUUCCAGGUAAAAAAAAAAAAAAAAGGUCCCAAAUUGUUGGAAAUCGUGAAACAAAAGCUUAAAGUUUUCCAGAUAAAAUUAGUACUGUAUUACCGAGAGGCGAAAGCAAGUUUUAAAUUUCCAUCAUCCAAUGCUAAUACUGAGUGGAAGCAAGAUGGUUUGUAGAAAUGAUGGCAGGUGGAUGGCAAACUCUCCACUGGAAGGAACAUUUGAAAAGUAGGAUCAAGAGAUUGGAAGCCUUCCUUUCACCCCCAGUAUAUUUACACUGCCCUCGCCCUGCUUGUCAUGCCACCCCACCUCACCUGUUUAAUUCUGUUGUAUUUUGUUCUUUCAAAUGCAGGUGUCCAGUUGCACAGCACCCCCUACAGACUUUUCUCCAGCCCAGCGCUCUUUCCACCCUGCCCCCACCAGCCUGUUCUUCUCUGUCCCUCCUUACACUGGCUUUGUUGACUCUCCUCCUGAUCAGGAACAGCCUCUCCAAUACAAACCCAAUAAAAGGUGAGAAAGGAGGAAGACCACCCCUUUCUCCUUUCAGGACUAAGCUUUCCUUCUAAUGAAGAUAAGUCAGCAUAGAAAUGCCUACUGUAUUCCUUUGUAUACUUCUCUGUGUGUUUUGUGUAUAAAUGAAACAACUAAAAGAUUAUGCAUCUCUAAUCCACCCACGUCUGUGAUUUUCUCUGUAUUUUUAAUUAAGGAUAUGGGUGCAUCUGCAUGAGGUUUUGGUGGUGCAGGAUUGGAUGUACUGUACUUACCCAUCUGCACAGCAGAGGGUAGUUAUAGUCUGCUCUGCCUGCAACUGACCAUAUAAACUAAAGCACAACAUCAGUUAAUAUUGUCUUUCCACAGACUAUACCAUACCACAAGGAGAGCUUUCUCCUGACCUUCCCAUUGGCAGCAGAACACAAAAAUGUGUUCAGAAUAACUGUUUGUACAUAUGAUCCCUAAAAAUGUAAUUCUUCUGCCAUGAUUAUCUAGAGUCUUCCUUGUUGUGUGUCUGUCUGUCCAUGUCAAUCACUACAAGGUUAAAGACAUUCACACAUGCAUGGCACAUUAGUCUAUCAAUAGCUGUUAACUGGAACAUCCUAUAUUCAGAGGCUGCCUCAUUAGCAAAUGCUGAGGACGCUGCCUUUGGCUUUGUUUAUGCAUUGGAGAGGAUAUAACAGAGGCACCUUUUUAGUCCUAAAAAAAAAUAAUACAAAAAUCCGCCGUAAAACCAAACUGCCUCUAUUAAAGUAGGCUGAUAGGAUCAUGUUUCUAAUUCUUUCUCUGAGUCAAUUUCAGUGUGAUUACUUUAUAUUGGAAGUCAUGUACUUGAAGUGCUUGUGAAAUGCAAAAAAAAAGCAACACAAAAAAUAUUCCUGAAACAUUCACCCUCUUCCUUUAGAAUUAGUGCCCCAUCCACCCUUUUGAAGUGAUCAAUUCUGCAAGUCUUCCCUCUUUAAUCUUUAAGGGAUCACCACUGGAUAAUAUUUUAGUGUAUUAUAUUUUAGUGAUGUCAAGGGAUGCCAACAACAAGAAGGUUCUCUCUGCGACUGCAAGAGUCAUAGAAUCAUAGAAUCAUAGAGUUGGAAGAGACCACAAGGGCCAUCGAGUCCAACCCCCUGCCAAGCAGGAAACACCAUCAGAGCACUCCUGACAUAUGGUUGUCAAGCCUCUGCUUAAAGACCUCCAAAGAAGGAGACUCCACCACACUCCUUGGCAGCAAAUUCCACUGUCGAACAGCUCUUACUGUCAGGAAGUUCUUCCUAAUGUUUAGGUGGAAUCUUCUUUCUUGUAGUUUGGAUCCAUUGCUCCGUGUCCGCUUCUCUGGAGCAGCAGAAAACAACCUUUCUCCCUCCUCUAUGUGACAUCCUUUUAUAUAUUUGAACAUGGCUAUCAUAUCACCCCUUAACCUCCUCUUCUCCAGGCUAAACAUGCCCAGCUCCCUUAGCCGUUCCUCAUAAGGCAUUGUUUCCAGGCCUUUGACCAUUUUGGUUGCCCUCCUCUGGACACGUUCCAGUUUGUCAAUGUCCUUCUUGAACUGUGGUGCCCAGAACUGGACACAGUACUCCAGGUGAGGUCUGACCAGAGCAGAAUACAGUGGCACUAUUACUUCCCUUGAUCUAGAUGCUAUACUCCUAUUGAUGCAGCCCAGUCAUUCCCCUCUGAAGAUUCUAAGCAUCUUGGUAACAUCUGCUAAAUUAGCAUUUUAAAGUGGUUCUGUUCCUACCUCCUAGAAACUGUUCUGGUCAGUACCCUAGAGGUUAAUCCUUUCCCACUCAUCUAGAAUCUCUUUGAAAAAGAAAUGUCAGCAUUUGCCUAUUUCCUUUAGGUAGGAAAUGCUGGCUGUCAUGGUACCAGCAGGGAUGUAUGUAAGAGGCCACCCUGGCUUAGUAAAGUUUAAGUUUUAGAAUUGGCUAAGACCAAUACCAAUAAAUGUAGGCUACCAAGAAGUAACAUCUUCUAUUUUUGUUUCUUUAGAAGCUGCUUGCUCUCUUUGAUGUUUCCUUCCGUAUGUGCUCAUCAAUAAGUGCAUCCCUGUGUUUGUGGGCUCUAAAACUGGUGCGAAUCUAUAGGACGCCUUCUUUUUUUAAAACCAUUGUACUGUGCCUAGUUAUUUUAGCAACUUAACAAAAUAUGUCUCUCCCACAUCUCUACAGCCACAAGAGGAGUUGCAACCUUCCAACAGUUUGACUUCACCUCCAAAGGUGCAUUCCUCCACUGUCUCCCGAGACAAAUGAAUGCCAACAAAAAUUAGUACAUAAUAUGGAAAACAAAUAAUUGCACACGAGCUACUUUCAUAUUCAUGCCCCAAAUGUCUCCUAGAUCAGAGAGCGAUAAAACAAAGAGGGAAAUGAUUCUGAAGCAACUUCACAUAAACAGUAUAACAAGAGAAGCAGCCCCCAAGCUGACUUCCUUUUAGACUCUGUGCUUUUCUUCUGUGUCUUUUUCUUCAUUCAGUAGCCAUAAACCUAUUGCCCUAUUUUGUUCCACAUCAACAUGGCUUCUACUAUAGUUUAGAAUCUUACUUGUAUUGGGCCUCAUUCAGUUUUAUUCCCAAUAUUGUGGUGAUUACUUUCAGUGCCUAAUAUUUUCAAUGGCAAUUUCGUCGAGAAUGUCCUCCUGAAAAAGGGAGGUGCAACACCAUUGCUCACUCCAGAUACAGAAAAGGAGUAGGGAUGGAGUACUUGACCAAAGAUAUCAGGUAGAAAGAUUCCAUUCAGCUUUCUGUCAUCCUUUUAGACUACCUCAUGCCAGUCUCCAGCUUGUGGUGGUCGACUUAUUAUUUGCUAUGAGCCUAUUUUAGUUUUGCAUGUUGCAGAGUUGUCCUGUAGCUUGCUAAUGAAAUACACAUGAUUCACCAGAUCCUCCCAAGGGGAACCUUCAUGCAUGUAAAUUAAACUCAGCAAAAGUAUUUUCCUUCCUAUGUCCUUUCUGAUUUGUCACAUUUUACUUACUCUUACCCUUAUAUAAUCAACUACCUUUAACAUUCCUUUUCUGCUCCCCUAACACCCAACUGGGCAGUAUAUAUGGUUCUUCAAGAAACCCCUUUCUUGCCUUUGUGCUGCAGUAUGCUCACAUGCAUCAACCUUCCCCUCUUUUUUCAUUUCCCCCCAUCUCUCCCUGUUACCUUCCUGGCUGUGGCACUGGCAGCACCCAGAAACAGAAACCAAAGGCUUCUCCAUACCUUCCUAGGUAAAUACGAAGUAUCGUUUGGAUUUUCCUUUGCAGGGGUAUAUUUCUCUCCACAUUCUGCUGUCGCAAUAGAAAUUGGCAAUGAGACAAUUGCUCUACUUGACUUUAACAGCCAGAUAUACAGUAUAUCAAUAUACAGUGGAUCAAUUGCUCUCUACUUUUCUUGUAACCCAGCUUUAUUGCUUAAUCUAGCAAGGUUCUGAUUUGGUGGGGAACUGCCAUUUUGCCAUUCAAGAAGGGGAAAGGUGCUGCUUGCUGUUGAAGGACAGGGGCAACAGCUGAAGAGCAGUGGGUUAAUAAGCCUCUGAUUAUUUCAGGAAAUUUGAAGCAGUGCUCGAGUGGCCACAAUCCCAGCAGAAUGAAAGAAGACAAUUAGGGUUCAUCCUUGAUAGAGUAAAAGGCGCCCCACCGGGAGAUGGGGCUGUCCGGCUAACUGGUUACCAUCAGAAAACUGGUCAGGUAUGGAACAUGUGUGGCUCUGUCAAUAGCCCCAAUGUCAUAGUUGGUGUUCAGCUAGCACCCUGGUUCAGCAUUCUAGCAGAACCAUCCUGGAGUUCUUUAUUAUUUUAGGAAGAAACACCAAGAAAGCUUAAAAAGGAAGUUGGACCACGUGUUACAUUUUUCUCAAACUUGAUUUCAGGUGAUUGCCACCAAGGACUCGGGACUGAAUUACUGCACCGAUUCCAUGAGAUCCAAUAUUAAACAUGGCUACUUCGUGUUUGGAGAACAGGAGGUAUAGAAUGGUGCUUUGGCAGGAGAGUGUUAGGCUUGGAGAUGGACUUAGGUUUACAUCCCAGUCCAGCUGGGAAGUUCACAGAGUGUCCUCAGACAGGUUAUUAUCCUUGCACUGAUUGGAUGGUUACUUAGCACUACCAUUGCUGCAAGCGCUAGAAUACUGUACAGUGGUAUCUGGGUUACAGACGCUUCAGGUUACAGACUCCGCUAACCCAGAAAUAGCACCUCGGGUUAAGAACUUUGCUUCAGGAUGAGAACAGAAAUCGUGUGGCAGCGGUGUAGCGGGAGGACCCAUUAGCUAAAGUGGUGCUUCAGGUUAAGAACAGUUUCAGGUUAAGAACGGACCUCCAGAAUGAAUUAAAUUCUUAACCCGAGGUACCACUGUAUUUGUUUCUCAGAGGCCAAGUUUGCUCAGACCUCACCACAACUCAGUCACCUGUUACCAGAAAUGGUAGACCAGUUCUCUGAUGCUAGAUAAGUAUUUACAUUGGUUUAGAGUAUUUACUUUCCCCAGUCCUGGGGAUAAUUCUUGUGGAUGCCCAUGCUUAACUAUAAGAAGCACUCAUGUUGCUUGUUUGCAAAAUAUGGGCUUUAGGUUUUCUUGCCAAUGGUGUAAAAGCAGUUCUGAGCUCAGAGAAAAACAUGCUCAUUCCUAAUCCAUGAAAACAGUUAGGCGGUUUUUGAGUAUGGUGUAUGGCAGAGGGAAUUGAAGGGUAGAAGGUGCUGGAAAUUAUAGCACUACUCUUGGCUCACCUGAACUGCUUCUUUUUGUUUCCUUCAGGAAACCUUCUGGGAUGUUGAGCCACAGCAGGACAUGAUCGUUAUUGCUCGCUUUUACCACUGGCCCAGUGGGAGGGUGGCACCCACCCCCUGGGACAAAGGAUUCAAGCCUCAACACCAGCCACUACUAGGGAGUGAUGAAUGGCUGGCUGCCUGGGCUGUGCUCAGACUGACCAAGAUGUAUGAAUCCCAUAAAGUGAUGGUUACAGGUAUGCUGCAGGCAUUUCUGGUUGCCUGGUGCUAUGAUUCCCCACAGGAAUUAAGGUUUUCCUAUUACUAGUCUAGGAAUUAAGUUUUCUGCAUUCUGCUUUCACAGGUGCAAUGAAGAAAGGGGAACAUGGGAUGCCUGUCUGGAACACAGGGACUCAUACACUGACUCUGUAUCAUGGCCCUGUGCCACCUGUUGUAGCUCUGUCAGUGAUGGUAAGUCCACUCCUGUAAAGCAAACCAAGGUUAACCAGGUAGGUAAAGUACGCCAAUAUUAAUACCAGCAAAAGGCUGAAGAGAUGUUAAACAACUAAUGACUCGUUCAGUCUUGCUGCUUUUAUUGAUGCAACACUCCUUACUGGCUUACUCUAGUAAAGACUUACAACUGUAAUCUUCAUAGAGCAAUAUUUUAUAUGGAAGCAACAGUAUGUAAUAAUAAUAAUAUAAUAAUAAUUUAUUAUUUGUACCCCGCCCAUCUGGCUGGGUUUCCCCAGCCACUCUGGGCGGCUUCCAUAGAAACAAAAAAUACAGUAAAAUAUCACAGAUUAAAAGCUUCCCUGAACAGGGCUGCCUUAAGAUGCCUUCUAAAUGUCAGGUAGUUAUUUAUCGCUUUGACAUCUGAUGGGAGGGCGUUCCACAGGGCGGGCGCCACUACCGAGAAGGCCCUCUGCCUGGUUCCCUGUAGCUUUGCUUCUCGCAAUGAGGGAACCGCCAGAAGGCCCUCGGCGCUGGACCUCAGUGUCCGGGCAGAAUGAUGGGGGUGGAGACGCUCCUUCAGGUAUACUGGGCCGAGGCCAUUUAGGGCUUUAAAGGUCAACACCAACACUUUGAAUUGUGCUCGGAAACGUACUGGGAGCCAAUGUAGGUCUUUCAAGACCGGUGUUAUGUGGUCUCGGCGGCCGCCCCCAGUCACCAGUCUAGCUGCCGCAUUCUGGAUUAAUUGUAGUUUCCGGGUCACCUUCAAAGGUAGCCCCACGUAGAGCGCGUUGCAGUAGUCCAAGCGGGAGAUAACUAGAGCAUGCACCACUCUGGCGAGACAGUCCGCGGGCAGGUAGGGUCUCAGCCUGCGUACCAGGUGGAGUUGGUAGACAGCUACUUAAGAGGACUGAAUCAUUGGUUAAGCCUCCAUUCUGUUGUGUGUUGAUUCCUUGGACCAUAUCUAGUGCUGCAGCUCCACUGGAAUAAAACACUGCUAUGCAUGCAGUAGAAGCACAUGGGGGCAGAAGAAAUGGAAUUUCUGUUGUGCCAGUGAAGCUAUGUGCACAGAGCACUGGAUAAAGCCCCAUGUUUUAAGCUGUGCCUUAUUAUGCUUUCCUCUUGUUUCAUUCCCAUCUGCACAUAAUGCUUUGCUCCUAGUCAAUGGAAGAGAAUCAUCAGGACUUCAAGAUAUAUGGUGAUGCUACUUUAAGACUGCACGUCUUCAGCACCCAGAAACCUGAGCAGCCUUUCCCACCAGAGUCACCACCUCCACUUGACCCAGCAAAAACCUGGCCUCAUGUGAGUGCUGGGCAAGGACAGUUUUACAGUCCCUACAGGGCUUGGGAUAAUUGGGACAGACCUUCCACCUCCACUCAGUACACAGUCUGGCUGCAUACGUAUUAUAUCUUUAAAGUGUAUCUGAAGAACCUCCUUUCCUUCAAAGAAUUCUGGGCACUGCAAUUUACAGUUCUUUUAUCUGUCCUGAAUAUUCCAAAAUUCAGCUUCAUUGGGUCUUCAGGAGUUCUGGUGUUAUGAGAGAGGAAGAACAACUUUUCUCUAUAUACUCUGUGCCAUGCUUAAUGUUAUAAACAUAUGUCACAUCUCAUGCACAUUUUCUUUAAACUAAAAAGUCCCAAAUCUGCAAGCUUCCUUCACAGGGGAGUUGCUCCAUUUUCUUGAUAAUUUUGGUUGCCCUUUUGUGAACCUUUUCCAACACGACAAUAUCCUUUUUGAGGUGAGGUGACCAGAACGGUACACAGAAUUCCAAAUGCAGUCACACCAUAGAUUUGUAUAAAAGCAUUAUGGUAUCAACAGUUUUAUUCUCAGUUCUUUUCCUAGUGAUCCCUAGCAUGGAUUUUGCCUUUCUCACAGUUCCUGUACACUGGAUCAACAUCUUAAUUGAGCUAACUACUAUGGCCCCCAGGUCUUGUUCCUGGUCAAUCACUGCUACUUCAGACCCCAUUGAGAGUAUAUGCGGCAUUAAGAUUUUUGCACCAGCAUCCAUUUCUCUACAUUUGUUUACAACGAAUUGCAUUUAUGUUUGCUCAUGAUAAUAAACUGUUCGGGAUUGUUAAAACAAAAGGACCUUUAAACCGAGUGAAAGUGCAGUAAAAUGACCAUUUAGUAUCAUCACAACUUUUCCCCCCACAGGAAGCUUUUAUUCAUCAUUUCAGGGAGACCCCUCCUGUAGAGCCUUUCAGAGCUGGAGAUGGCUUUGAUCUAUACAUUGAUGGAGCCCGCUUCCUGCCUGAUGGUGUCACUGUUACCAGGGUCACUGCUCGCAUCUUCACCAGUGGUUUCAUGCAGUAAGGAGGAACAGUUCUCUGGGUUUUUCUUCCCUAAAAUGCCAUCUUUCCUCUGCUUCUCCCAGGCUGCAUACGUGCUAUGUGUGGAAUUCAAUGGGGCACUCUCACAAUUGUUCUGUCUGUGCAAGCCUUCCAGACAGAAUGACCCUGUCUCCUACCCCUGAUUUUAAUGUUUCUAUGGUUAUGUCCUGAAGCACGCAAAGGGUUUUGCUUCAGUUCAAGGUGCCACGACAACAGAGGAGCUUAACAAUGCCCUCUUAUGGAAAACAUCUAGCUGAAGGUUGUUUCUGCUUCUUCCUUUCAGAAUUGGGCCAGACAUUUGCACUGGGAUUGACCUGAAUAGCAGCAUAUUUGAUCCACUUUACAACUACUCAGUUGAAAUCAGAGAGCCAGUGAUAGCGCCUUGUGCAACUCUUCUAUUAAAGGUUUGUGCUGGUAUGGGUAAAGGGCGAGCAAAGAAUGCUGCCAAUGAAUGAAGCAUGUCCUGUUGGGGGUCAAGAGUUAGGAAGUUAAGGAUCUUUCCUUUCCUGGAAUGGAGCUGGAACAACUCCCCUGUGUGGAAAAGUUACAUCAUUUGGGGCUUUUUAGUUUAGAAAAAAGAGUAAGGAGGCAAAUGACGGAGCUGUAUAAAAUUAUGCAUGCCGAGGAUAAACUGGAUAGAGAGACAUUUUUCUCCUCCUCUCAUCGUAUUAGAACUGGGUGCUAUUAAUGGCUCCAGUGGCAGAGGCAUUAUACCUCCAAAUACCAGUUGCUGGGGAACACAAGAGGGAAGAGUAUUGUUGGGGUUAGGUCCUGCUAUUUAUUUACUGUUUAAUGCCAAAAUAGGCUUCUAAGCAACCUACAAAAUAUAAGAGUUGCACAAACAUUAAAAUAUAAACACCCAUAAUUAAAAUGCAACAAAACAGGUGUAUACUAAAACAAAGUAGUAGUUAAAACUGGAGACUCAGGUCAAGAGAUUAAGAGAAUGCCCGUGUAAGCAGGCUGAGGCAUAUCUUCAAAAGACAGCAGAAUGCUUGCAGGCUUCCUAUAGGCAUCUAGUUGGCCACUAUGAGAACAGCAUGCUGGACUAGGUGGGCCUUUGGUCUGAUUCUGCAGGGCUAUUAAUAUAUUCUUCAUGGAGGACAUUAUGCCAACAUCUUCCUGACCUCCAACACAAAACAGAACUAUGGGUCUAGCUGCCAGGGGGGGAUGAACUAAUGUCUCUUGGUAUUUUACAGGUUUAUUCCAUCAAUCGCUUAACCUCUGAGCUCAUCCAAAUCGGUUGGGCAGCUCUCAAUGUUUUUGUGCAAUGUGGAACACACACAGCCCCUGAACCAGAGGCCAAGGGGAUGCAGGUGAAUUAACUGAAGGGGAGUUCAGGGGAAGCAGCCUCAGUUCUGAAAAUGAAGUUAGGACAUGGUUUAUAAUGCUGAUAGGCUCCAGUAGGAAAAUGCCUUCUUUCUUCAUGGGUAUUUCAGGAACUCUCAUUCUUCUGUCAACCAAAGUGCUACAAGAAUGUUUCACAUUCCCACUAGAUCUCACAGGAUAGGUUUUUACUAUUAAUGCUCAUGCUUUCUAGUGCCAUGCCAAAAACCCCAUCCCACCAUAACUGCUGUGUGACCUGGAGCCCUACCCAAAAAUCUUGCUGUUUCUCUACAGUUCAGAUGCAAAUGGUAGGAGGGAAACACAAUAUAUUUCCCAAGGAGGAGGAAAAAGGGUCUGUGGAUAGAUGCUGAUUACUGUUUUCCUCAGGUCUCCCUCAAUGAUGGUGCUCAUCAGCUCCGUAUUUUUCACAACAGUCCCUGCCCAGAUCAGCCCUUCUCUACCAGCUCUCUGACAUCAGUAGGACGGUGAGCCCCUCUCACUUACAUCAUUUCCAAUUCCUUCCCCAUCUUAUCAUCAUACAACCUUCCUAAUAUCUGUCUUCUCACUUUCCCUGUAGGUAUGUGCCCUGUGCAACCCUGCUAGUGAGGCUUAUCAAGGCGCCUGUAAAUUCCAGCCAUAAAACUUUACAAAGAAGCAUGGUCCCUCAGACAAACUGGGCCAAAGUGGGCCUCUUUCAGUCCAGGCCUGACUAUUCUGAUGGUGUCUAUUAUUCAGACUCGGCCAAGCCUACUGCAGGAGAAAGUUGCUUCUAUGAAGCCAUGACCAACAGGUAAACUGAGUUUCUGUCUCCUCAGUGGCUGUAGGAUGGAUGGAAGUAAAAAAGGUGGAAUCAUAACAAUUGUGGAAAAGUCUCCCUUAAGAGGAUUGCCAGCUAUUACUUUUAAGAAUUUUUGGUGUCACUGUAGUCACAUAUAUAAAAGCUGAAACAUUAUAGUGUGUUCUAUGGUGGACUAUGUAUUUGAUGAGCCUAUUGUUUGGAAAUUUUUUUUAAUCAAAGGGCAGAAGGAACCUUACAAAACGUUAACAGUCCAUCUUACAUUCAAAUCAGAUUAACAGAAGGGUGAGCCAAGCAUCUCGCCCCAUGCAUCAACACACUUUGGUAGGAAAUGAUAGAAUUCCGUAACUGUGGGCUACAGCAAAAACAGCUUUUUGUUUCACACAGGUCUGUUGUUUCAGUGCGGGAAAUAGUUCACCAGCUUGAAGGUCCUAAGAGUUUAAGCACAGAUGAGGAGGUUGUCACCUGGAUCCAUCAGAAACUAACCCGGGUGCCAGGCAGCAGUCCACAGCCUUUCAGCCUCACCUAUGUCUCCAGAUACAUUCCCACCUACGGCAUCAAGGUGAAUAGCUAUCACACUCACAGAAAUGCCGUUUAGCACAAAAUUUUAUACAUGGCUGGAAUAGAAUACUAUAGAGAUGGAAGUAAGCUGUGUUUAACUCAGUAGUCACAUCGAUAGGAAUGCUGGCUACUUAUAACCAGUCUUGAGUAAUUUCUGCACUUGAAAAUAGUUAUCAACCUUUAACCUGGUCUCUGUUGCUGUGCCUUUAGCUACAUGUUGAUUAACAGGCAUUUAUCAACUUCUGAAGACAACCACUAGUAUUCUUAAUUUUCUAAACAAGUUGACUUUCUCAGCUGUAUUACUUCAUAUUGCUAAGGACAAAAAUUCCCUGCUCACAGAAAACUGGCAUGUCAGAGUAAUUUGAAAUGGUAUAGUUGAGAAACAAAUUUAGUAUUUAAUGUUUGUGAGCAAACUAAGCUUUGGCUGUGUGUGUACAGUGCUCUUAUCCAGACUGACAUCUAAUCUCUGUGGUAUUGCAGUUUGCAUUGGACAGAGGCAUGAACUUACCAUGGUCUGGCUUGACAAUCGCCCAAUUCUGCUUCAAUCCACCUGGGGCAUGUUACUUUGGGGCACAAUGGCUGAAGUAUGAUUACCCCAUCUUUGUUGAGGAGCUUGACAAAAACAGCUACCAGCAAUGGCCUGUGUGGCUUGAUGGCUUCAAGGUAUCACAUCCUUUAUUUUGUUGUUCCGUCACUCUGUAAGCCACCCUUCAGUCACAGGACUCUGAGAAUGGCCUACAACUAAAAAAAGAUGACACUGGGUGUUCCACUCAGCAAAGGAUAGGCCGUUGCCUUUCAGUAAGAUGGGUCCCAUGCUGUAAGAAGGAACCAAUCUGUAUUUCAACACUGGUUUAUCUGGUAUUUUUCACAAGUAAUCUGUCUUAUUCAGCAGAGUCUACAGCAAAGUGGCUAAAUGCCUCCUGAGCCUAGUAACCAGUUAACUAAGAUGCACUGUGUGGAAGGUAACUAGGUGGAGUUUUAAGCAGAAUUAUUAGCUCCAGAAAAGUUCAGCAAAGUAGAAACAUUCUCUCUAGUGAAUUAGUAUUGCUAUAAUUAGGCUGAUUCCCUACCACCUAUCCCUACUAAAUCUGUAGCCUAUAUUUUGAUACCCUACUGGGGUUCAAACAUUUUUGCUAGCAGCGAGGCUCAGGGUUCUUAAUUUCUGUUCCACAUAAAGGAAGUGUGUGCAUUCCUUUCAUAAAUCCAUUGCUGCCCAAUUUUUUUUUACAGAAACAUGUCAUAUCACCAGCAUUUACUCACUGCCUUAUACCAGGGGGCUCCGGGUAUGUGAAAUUUAAUUCUGUGUUAAGGAGACCUGGCAUGAUUUUGAAUGAGGCAGUCUGCCCAUGGUGGAGUACAGUGUAAGCUUUCUUACUGAUGACCAUAUUUAUUUCCAAACUCAUAUUUGUGAACCUGUACACAACAGGUGGCUCAGCCUUUCCUUUCAGAACCUGCAACUUGUUUUUCAGACCUGUCCCCACAGAGUUUACCAUGAAUAUACAGCCAUUAUUAUUCACCUGUACCAAGGUGUGGUGAAUCCUGCCCAAUGUGCCUCGGGUGAAAAAGAAUGCCAAGCAGCACAAAGAAGAGUCAUGCUAAAAGGGGAACAGUUACAUUACACUCAGAAAAGUGGGGCAUGGACAGCUCUUCAUGUGUUUUCCAGAGGUUACUGCAACACUGGCAUUUACCAACUGCCCUUAUACCAGGGGGCUCCCAGUCAGGUAUAGUUAACCAACCAGCUAAAAGUUACGACAUACAUGCCAAUUUUCUUGCAAAAACAAUCAAAUUCCAGCAGCUGGGCAGGGGCAUGCACUUAUUAGCGCACGCGCACACACGCACACACACACACUCUGUACAAUGUUUCCCUGCAUCACCUGUAUAUCACCAUUCUGUCAAGCUGAAAGUUAUCCACUUCCCCACUUUUGAGCUUUAUGUGAAUGCAGCAUCAGUUAAGAACUGAUGGCUCAUCCCCACAGAAUUCAGUACUUUCUGAAGUCCCUACUUGUGUACGCUUAAUGCCUGCAAAUAUCUUAGCAAUGACAAAGGGUACAAAUGGCAACUAGUUCUCCCAGCUUUUGGAGGUGGUGAUGGUGCAAAGCAAUGAACCAGUGCCUAUAACUGCGAAGCAUUCCCCACCCCAUCUUUGGCUUAAGUGUCACCAGCUCUUGACCCACUUGUUUUUACACACUACUAUAAUUUAGUCCAAAGUCAGCAAUCAGUUUCUAAUUUCAAGAUGUUGUUUGGGGUGUGUACAAAAUUAGUAAGCUUUACAAUGUUACUUUGUAUUGUUUUGGGAACACUACUCACUAUUUCUCUCACUUAAGGAAUCUCUUGCAGUAGUCUACUAAAAGAAUGCUGCAAAGAAACAGUAGGUGGUUUGUUCUUUUCUGGUUCAAGGUUUGUUCUUUCCUUAACAGAUCAUCCUGGCUUCCUUAUCUGAAGGGAAAUGCAGCAGCAUUAUGAAGAGCAUGCUCCAAAAGAAAGAGGUAUGAGACUAGUUAAGCAUAGAGCAGUAGCUGCACAAAGCUUAUCCAAGAAGUAAAAUGGUGAAGUAAGGGGAGCACUUGCAAUCCUUUUCUAGAUCGUACUAUACAGGGUAGUAACAAAAACUGAUGCAAAAGGUAGACCACACAAAUCCCAAUUUUCUCAAACACUACUGCAAGUGCAGAAAGUUCCAAGGAGCAUGGCUGGCAAAGAUUUUUGGGAGCAAGACAGAAGGUGGUUUGCAACAUCAGCCCCACCAUCAUACAAAUGGAUUCCAAAAUGUGUGUUUGUGCUGCAGAGAUCCUCCCUGAAGACUGCCAAGUCAGAUAAACCAAUGUACAAGACUAUGUUUCUUUAUAAUGUAAUCUUUAAAUUGAAAAUUUACCUGAACCAGUGGUUCUAAAAUGUUUUUCUUUCGGCCACACUUCCAAGAAUAAAAACUUGCUCACCCCAUACCAAAUUGUUUGGUAAGAAAUACAUUGAGAGAAAAGAAACUCAAAUUAGUGUUUUUUUGUAAAUAUAUUUAUCCAUAGUCUGCAAAUAAUUUUUUUUUUGAUACUACUGUAUACUACACUGAAAUGUUUAAAUAUUUGAUUGUCCUUGAAUCUUCUUGCCACACCCUUUGAGAACCACUGCUUUACAGAUUCAUUUGGGUGCAAUGGGGAACAUUUAUGUGGUCUACUAACCCUGGAGUAGAAGGCUCCAGUAUAGAGUAAGGAGGCACUUGGAUAUUCUGUAAUUAUAUGAAAACCUCAACAGCCUCAGGUAUGACAGGCGCCUGCAAUCUAUGUAAGCCCUACUUUAUCCCCAACGUUUCACCAUUAUUCUUGUUCAACAAUCACACAUAUAAAAGAAUGUACUUAAUGCUAUAGUUUGAAACUUCCAGAUCCAGUUGGUGCCAGGUGCAUCUGUGGUUGUGCGCAUAGCAGAUGGAAGAUGGGAUGAACUCAGAUAUACAUCAGGGGUACGUAUACUAGCUAAGUGAAUUUAAUCAUCACAAACUUUUCAUUCCACCCAGGAAAACAAAAGGAUGAGCAUACUAAUUAACCAUCCACUGGAGAAAACCAAAAGCAAUCUCACUUUCAUGUUUACCAUUUAUCAAUUUUCUGUGCAGCCAAAUUGUAAAACAGAGCCAGGUGACUUGUUUAUAGUAGAUUGUCAGAAAUCACGUAUACUAAAAAGGUUACCAGUAACUGUUCAGAGCACAAACUAACCACACAUUAGAUCAUCACAUCCUAGCUGACCUCGUCAUUUGUUUCAGAGUAUUGAUCAAUCUUAUCUGCCAGAGACAACAGAUCUGUACCAUAAGGAACCCUCUGGAAGAAAAAUUGCAGAAUUAAUGUUGCAGGAGACUUCAAGAAAACAGGUAAAAUUUGCAGCUCUCCUGACAUAAAUGAAAUUAUAUUUAACUGCAAGGUUUGAAGUACACCCAUUCUAGUGAGAUCAGAACAAAUGGAACUUGCUACAUACAUUUCCUGACCGAAAGCUUUGCUCCACAUUCUCCAUACUGAAGAAAUGAACCUAUGCUGCCAAUUCUUGUAGUAGACCAGCAAGAAGCAAGCAGCAUAUAAGCGGCACACAAAGCACUACAAAACCAUUCUACAUUCUAAAUCUUAUAUUAAUAAUCCAAAAAUUGAGAGAACAAGGUACAAGAUCUACUACAGAAGCCACAAACAGAAAACUCACUUCAAAUUGUGUCCAAAAGUAAGAUUCAGGAGCCUGGCUAAAGGAACUUUAAAGACUGAAUCUUCCUUUAGGACAAAAUUUAAAUGAGUUUUCUGUUUGUGGCUUCUGUCUCAAUUUUUGGAUUAUUAAUAUAAGAUUUAGAAUGUAGAAUGGUUUGGUGGUGCUUUGUGUGCCGCUUAUGUGCUGCUUACUUCUUACUGGUCCACAUUCUCCAUAAGCAGUGCAGGUUUAAUUGUGACUUGCAUGUUUUUCUUUCAGACAAAGUUGAAGGCAUUGGAACAAAUUUAAAGAGAAGGAACAAGACAUCUUAGGCUACAUACUAGCUUACUCUACUGGCAAUCAUUGCAAGACUUUAUUAAGUUUAUGAAGAAUGUCCAUCCCGUAGCCUAAUACCUCAAGUGGCCACCUGUGUUUUAUUAGUGGUUAUGGUAAAGUAUAUUAAUGUAGCUGACAUCUUGGCAGUGAAUGAGGGAUAAUCACCUGCUUGAAGCAGCCAUGCUAUUUUGCUUUUUUAAAAAAACCCAGGUGUCACUUCCUUACUUGGAAACUGCACAAACAUUGGCUGCUGUGCACCUAAACCUGCAUCAGUUCUCCGGACUGAGUAUUUUCCAUAUCUUCUUUAUACCAUUUCUAAGUAGUGGUUUAAUUCUAGCAACCAUGAGCCUCUCACCCUUAUAUCAUUUCUCCCCAACAGAAUCCUACUUUAACCUGGGCUCUUCUUCCAGCUGAGUUAAUGUAAUGUGUCUGACACACAAAUGAGACAUUUUGCAUCAAACACAAGCCUGAUUCAAUUUUUUAGUUUGUCAAAGAUCUAUUUUAAGUUCCACCCUUUGUCUUCCCUCCUAUUUGCAGCUACUCUAGCCUGCACUCUGCUUGACUCCCACAAAAUUUGCUAGGAGGCUCAUCCUCUCAAAACUAUUUCCAGUCUGACACAGUAGACAUAAAUGGUUUAGUGCAGGGGUCAGCAAACUUUUUCAGCAGGGGGCCAGUCCACUGUUCCUCAGACCUUGUGGGGGGCUGGACUAUACAUUUGGGGGGGGGGGGGUGAACCAAUUCCUAUGCUGCACAAAUAACCCAGAGCUGCAUUUUAAAUUAAAAGGACACAUUCUACUCAUGUAAAAACACGCCGAAUUCUGGAGCGUCCGCGGGCCAGAUUUAGAAGGUGAUUGGGCCGGAUCCGGCCCCCGGGCCUUAGUUUGCUUACCCCAUGAUUUAGUGCUUCCUCAGACUUGCAGUUUCAAACUAAAUCCAGGAAGAAAUGCCACCAACAUUUAGGCCCCAUAUCUGCUCAGUAUCUAGGCCACAAUUUUCUAACCACAAAAAAAUGCUGCUUUGCUUCCUAAACCCUUACAAACCAGACAUUUACAAGUCAGUACAUCAACUGAAAGCCAGCCUGGCACUGCUGUUGUAGAACUGGCUAGGAGGCAGAUGCAACCAUCUUUAGGUCUGCUGAUGGAGACAAUAGGUAUUUAUGCAUGAAUACGGCUGAAUUUUAUCAAAAGGCAGUGUUAAAUGUUUGAGUAAUCUUUAUUGAAUACAAAAGUUGCCAAAAGUGAAAAAAUACAUUAUAUACAAAACCCACUGGCCUUGGGAGGGAGUGUCCAAUAUUAAAACUAUAUCAUACAGCACUUUGAACUGUUUCAACUUGUGGCCUUUCCUCUGCCUGUAAAAAAAAAGAAAAAAGAAUUUAGUACAUGCAUUUGUUUUAUCUGACCAGUUAAAUACAGCUCUUGAAAGCAUUCAACACACUUAUGUACAAUUGAUUACUUAAAUGUAGCAUGGCUGCUGCUGCCUCUUGACAGAAGCCAUUAACCAAAUUACGCUUAGAUAAUUUGUCUUAAAUCCCUUUCUCUACUUCUGAUAAUGUAAAGAAUUAGGACUCCUACAUAAAUAGUACUUUAAGCAAAGUUGCUAUUUCAAAGCAUCCAAGAGAUACAAGUAUACAGAACUAGUCUAGCAGGUUUAGUUUAGACAGAUUCCAACAUGCAUUUUGACACAAGCAAAUUUCCAACUUUAAGUGGUCUGGGAGAGAAGACCAACAAGCAAUUAAAGGCAGGCAGGAAAGAUGAGCCUGGGAAACGGAAAAUAUACAGAAGACUCCUGACUCGACAGCCCACCUCCUCUUCCUUUUUCUCUGCAACCACAUUUCCACUGGGGGUAGCAUCACCACCACCAUUGACAGCCGGUUCUGGUUUAGAUUUCUUAGCUUCAUUAUUUCCUUGUUGAGUUUCUUCCUCGGGUUUCCUCUGAAG
Molecule: messenger RNA, 33647 nt
Organism: Podarcis lilfordi (Lilford's wall lizard)
Lineage: Eukaryota; Metazoa; Chordata; Lepidosauria; Squamata; Lacertidae
Source: the annotation of a GenBank genome assembly